AUGGUAUUCACUGGGCUGCUCACCUCCAACAAUAGAACUCCUUCGGUCCGGUCCAAAUCGAGCGAGUCCGAUCUCCACCUCCAGCCAGAGUACAUCUACGAUGAGGCCCAGCUACCUUGUCUCCCGCCUGAGAGGCCCGAUCUCCGCGAGCUGAACAACAGCCUCGAGGCUCUCGCUGCCGUAUUCCCCGAUAUCCAGAUCGAGGUCUUUCGAGAGCUGCUGUCCAACUUUGACGGCGAAUCGCGUCUCGCUCUUGUCGCUGAUGCCCUUUUAAAGAACAGGGUGACGUGGGUCAAGGGCCGCUGGAGGGUCCCUGAUAAGGAGACGACCCGUCCCGAAACGGUUCCCAAGACUGAAGCGUUCAAGAGCAAAGAAUAUAAAAGAGCUGUGCAAAAUCUGGCAUGGCACGAGUUCAAGGGGUUAUCACGAUCCACCAUCAACGCUGUCCUUGCCGAAUCCAAUUACUCCUACCUCGAUGCUCGACAAACCCUCGUCACAUUAUCUUCUAAAUCAUGGCGUUUCACAAUAUCAUCACUCUUCUUUCGACGUAAACCUAUCGCUACAGGGGAGGCUGAGAAUCACCCGUUGGUAUCAUGGCGCUCAACCGGCCAAGGGUCUAUCAUACCCACCAUUCGGGCAACAGGCAGUGCAGAGCUUGACCGCGAACUAUACGAUAUCUUGGUGGCCCCUCUGAAAGAGAAGGAUAGAUUGGAUAGAGAGGGAAGAGAUAGAGGCUUGGCCAUGAUUCUCAAUAACGAAGAAGCGGAAGAGGCUGAAGCAACGCACGAGUGUGUCUGUUGCUACAUGUCAGCAGCCUUUGAAGAGUUUACUCACUGUAACCGUGAGGGCCAUUUAGUCUGCUACCGUUGCGUACAGCACUCAAUAAAGGAAGCUGUAUUCGGCCAAGGUUGGCAGAGCAGCAUCAACCCAGAAAUGGGGACGCUCAAGUGCCUCUCCUCCGACGGCGACGGAUGCCCUGGGCAUAUACCACCCGAUCACAUUCGUCGAGCCAUGGAAGAAGAAAAGAAGGGUGCAGAAAUCUUACACAAGCUUGAUCGUCGACUAGCAGAGCAUAGUCUCCUGGCAUCCAAUCUACCAUUGGUACGGUGCCCUUUUUGUGACUACGCUGAGAUCGACGACAUAUACACACCAGCUCACGAGUCUGCUCUUCGCAUCAAGUCGGAUAGUAUAUCCAACCUAAUCGUCCUGAUCCUUUGCAUCGCGACUAUACCCUUUGUCUUUCCUUUCGUCCUUAUCUCUUCCGUUUUAUGUCUCAUCCUCAGCACACAGCAGUCUUUCGGCGACUACAUUUCAGUGGAAUGGUCCAAGGCUCUUAACCGUCAUCGCCGCCGCCGCCGCGGUACAAAAUUCACAUGCCAGAGCCCCGAGUGCGGUCGUGCGUCAUGCCUCUCAUGCCACAAGUCAUGGAAGGACAUUCACGUGUGUAACGAAUCAUCGCUUGUCGCGCUCCGUACACAGGUCGAACAAGCCAUGAGCAUGGCGAUCAAGCGCGUCUGCCCCCGUUGCAAUACGUCAUUCGUGAAGAAUGCAGGCUGCAACAAACUCACAUGCCCGUGUGGCUAUAAGAUGUGCUACGUCUGCCGUGCCGACCUCAGCGACGAGGGAUAUCGCCACUUCUGUGACCACUUUCGCCCCGAAGGUGAUGCUACGCCCUGUAAGGAGUGCGAUAGAUGCAAUCUUUGGGAAUCAGAGGAUACAGACAAGGUCCUGCAGGCUGCGCGCGAAGAAGCGGAGCGUAAGUGGAAAGACAUGGAAAACCGAGAACUAUCAGGCACAGAGCGUGCGUUUCUUGAGACAGGCGUUGCAGGGAACAGGAUGGACGUGAGUGUUGAGCGCGUGUUUUUCAGUGGGCGAGUUCCUGCUCUUGCAGAAGUUUUCGACCUCAUCGUAGAAACUGUGUUUGUUUGA
This is a messenger RNA of Fusarium coffeatum, 1929 nucleotides long. RefSeq lists its product as uncharacterized. The coding region runs from base 1 to 1929 and encodes 642 amino acids. The record is from RefSeq and is a predicted model, not a curated record. The transcript has a single exon. NCBI's taxonomy places the organism in Eukaryota, Fungi, Ascomycota, Sordariomycetes, Hypocreales, Nectriaceae.